Molecule: messenger RNA, 2482 nt
Organism: Engraulis encrasicolus (European anchovy)
Lineage: Eukaryota; Metazoa; Chordata; Actinopteri; Clupeiformes; Engraulidae
Gene: rhpn2
Product: rhophilin, Rho GTPase binding protein 2
Exons: 15
Coding region: 196-2271 (691 amino acids)
Biological process (GO): negative regulation of stress fiber assembly; signal transduction
Molecular function (GO): protein binding
Source: RefSeq, a predicted model, not a curated record
UAGAAGUAGAGCGACGAGCCACAGCGCGAGACGGCGAGAAGACUCUUCUAUCCUAUCCGCGCGCAACUGUGUAAAGUUUACGGUGGGUUUUUUUUUGUCUCGAGAGACGCACAGCUAGCACCUGCCCAUCUGCAGGCGCAAACGGAAAGUUUCCCCCCUAGAUACCGAGGACAGUCCGGGAGCACGGGGACAGCGAUGACGGACACUAUAUUACCGAAUGGCCAGAUUCCAGACACUGUACCCCGCAAAGAGAACGGAAGAGCGGGCAAUGGAUACUUUAAAAAGGGCUGUAACCCGCUGUGCCAGACGGGCCGCAGUAAGCUCCAGAGCCAGAGAGCUCAUCUCAACCAGCAGAUCAUCAAGCAGAUGAGGCUACGCGCCGGGGCAGAGAACCUACUGAAGGCUAGCAGCAACAAUAAGGUUCGUGAGAGUGUGUUACUGGAGCUAAGCUACGUCAAUGCUAACCUGCAGCUGCUAAUGGAACAACUGGAGGGGCUCAACAGCAGCGUGGAGGUCUACCAGAACACACAGGAGAGCAUCUGUAUUCCUCUGAUCGCGCUCGGCAUGAAGGAGACGAAGGACAUCGACUUCUCUGUUCCAUUUAAGGACUUCCUGCUUGAGCACUACAGUGAAGAUGGAAACGACUUCCAGGAGGAAAUAGCCGACCUAAUGGACCAGAGACAGGCGUGUCGGACCCCCAGUCGUAGCGUGGAGGGGGUGGAGCUUCUGGCCUCCUACUUCAGCCAGCUGGCUCUGCUGGAGAACAGAUUCUUCUCUCCCAACAGGCAGAUAGGACUCUUCUUCACCUGGUACGACACGUUCACAGGUGUGCCGGUGUGCCAGCAGAACAUCUCCCUGGAGCGUGCGAGUGUUCUAUUCAACAUGGCCGCCCUCUACUCUCAGAUCGCAACGCGCUCCCAACGCCACACGGCACACGGCCUACAGGAGGCUAUCAACACACUGCAGUCCGCAGCAGGCGUGCUCCACCACCUCAAGGAGACGUUCACACACACCCCCUCCUACGACAUGAGUCCGGCCAUGCUAAGCAUGCUAUCGCGCAUGAUGCUAGCUCAGGCUCAGGAGUGUGUCUUCGAGAGAACCGUCGCCUCCAUACGAAACCUCUUCCUCUCGCUACUCAAGAUGGCACAAGAAGCCGCUAAGGUGAGUGAGAUGUAUGAUGCUGUUCACCAGUCCAUGAUCCAGUCUCCUAUCAAGGACAACGUGCCGCUCUUCUGGAGCACCAUGGCCCAGGUCAAGACCUCCCACUACCGAUCUCUAGCACACUACUUUAUAGCCACCGCUCUCAUCGACCACCAGGUGAGUCCCGGUGACGAUGAGGACCAGCAUGAGAAGGCUUUCUCUCAGCUGUACGACGCCAUGCCAGACGCACGAGCACCUCUAGACAUACUCAGAAGCACACCGGACAGACAACGCAUAGGUAAGGCCCAUCUGCGGCGUGCGAUCCUGGACCAUGAGGAGGCGCUGCGUGUGUGUUCUCUGUGUCGCGAGCUGAAGCGCGUGGACAUCCUUCGGGAGAUCCUGGCGGCCACACACAAGCGCUCGCUGGCCAAGUUCGCGCUCUACGAGGAGGAAGACGACUUCACGGACUACAUGGAGGCCCCCGAUAUCAACUCUAAGUCGGAGCAUCGUGCUGAGAUGGAGGUUCCAGGGUCCACUAAGGUGAAAGUCAAAGAUCUUUUCCACCGACUGGGUCCCCUGUCGGUCUUCAGUGCUAAGCAGCGUUGGACCGCCCCUCGCACCCUGAGGCUCCGCCCCGAGGACCGCGACCUUGGGUUCACCUUGAAGGGCGACGCCCCCUCGCAGAUCCAGUCGCUAGACCCGCUAUGUCCCGCUGCUAUGGCAGGUCUGCGUGAGGGUGACUACCUGGUUGCCGUGGGCGACGUGGACUGUAAGUGGAUGGGCGUGUCCCAGGUGAUGCGGUUGCUAAGAGACGUGGACGAGAGCGGAGUGGACAUCCAAGUAGUCAGUCCCAUAGAGAGCACAUCACCCCUGCCCCCUAAGAGUGCUACGUAUUGCGGCGGGCUCCCCAAGACGUACUCCAUGAUCUGCUUGGCGAUGGACGACGAGGAGAAGCCGCGGUCGGCGCGGCGCGUUGCUAAGAAACCGUCUCUGCUCAGCUGGGGCCUCAAGAACAAAUAUAAGAGCAGCAGCACCCUGAGUCUGCCCACUACAGACAGCAGCUGCAGCACUCUGCCCUGGCACAAACCACCAGCCUUCCCCUCCUCCUAUAACGACAGCAGCCUGUACUAGACACACACACACACACACACACACACACACACACACACACACACACACACACACACACACACACACACACACACACACACACACACACACACACACGCUGCCCUGGCACAAACCACCAGCCUUCCCUAGCUCUUAUAACGACAGCAGCCUGUACUAGACACACACACACACACACACAUACACACACACACACACACACACACACACACAC